UGCCCUUUAUCUAGGUCUCGGGGCCGCCUCCAGCCCUCGAAUCCGGUGGUGACCCACCGCCGCACUCCCUCCCUAAAUCCCAAAUCAACAACACACUCAAGAGGUCGCCGGAGCUUCCCAUCGACGCAGCAAGCUGCUCCACCCCCAAAUCCGCGUCACCGGGGAGGGAUCCGGAAUGAUCCGCCGCAGCCGCCGCCGCCGCGGCACCUACCUGACUGACGACGACGACCUCCUCCGGGAAAUCCUCCUACGCCUCCCGCCGCGGCCGUCCUCCCUCCCGCGCGCAUCCGCCGUCUGCAAGCGCUGGCGGGGCCUCGUCACCGACCCAAAGUUCCUCCGCCGCUUCUAUGCCCACCACCGGAAGCCGCCCCUCAUCGGCGUCUUCAACGACCGCUACCCCGAUAGGGUUGCGUUCAGGGCCAUCCUGGGCCGUCCCAACCGCAUCCCUCCUCAGCGCUUCGACCUGCGGCGCCACGGCGUCGAAACUGACUCCGGCUCCAGGACCCGACUGCUCGGGUGCCGCCACGCCCGCGUCCUCCUCAUGGACCAUGUGCACACAGAACUCGUUGUGUGCGCCCCUGUCACCGGCGAGCAGCGUCGGGUCCCUGUUCCCCCGGACCUCGUGAGGGGCUUCCUCAACGGCGCGGUGCUCUGUGCUGCAGGCGAUCUUGGCCAUGUGCACGGCGACUGCCACUCGAGCCCCUUCAAAGUGGUCUCGGUGUCAAGAAAGGAUAAUCGACCGACCGCCCGUGUUUACUCCUCAGAGACUGCCACAUGGGGCAAUCUCAUAACGACAACAGAUCGAUGUGAGCUUGUUGCUGCUAAUCCUGGGAUCCUUGUUGGUGAUGCUCUUUACUGGUCACCUAGAUCUGUGGGUCCUGGUGGUCUCACCGACGACAUAAUAAAGUUUGAUUUGGGUAGACAGAUCCUUGCUGUCAUCAAAGGGCCUCCUGGUUUCAAUGAAUCCUGCAGCCAUCAGAUCAUCCAUACAGAGGAUGGUGUUGUUGGUCUUGCCAUAUUGUCACGGAGUGGACUUGAAAUAUGGCAGAGGAAGGUCAGCUGUCAUGGUGCUGCCACAUGGUUGCUGCAGAAGACUGUUGAAAUGCAUAUUAUUCUUGGGAUAGCUCCUCAAAAUGAAGGAUCUCGCGGAGCGAUGGAACUACUAGGGUACGACGAGGAUAAUGGUGUACUGUUUUUAUAUGCGGCCGCCUAUGUCUACAUGGUUCAACUGAUGUCAAUGCAAUCCAAUGAACUUCAUCUAAGCAAUUCUACCAAUAAGUGUCAUCCUUUCACAUGUUUCUAUGCACCAGCCAUUCCUGGUGGACGCAAUGGACCUGAAAUGCUGCAAGAUACGUAGGAUGAUUGUCUGGUACUCUGGUUUCAGGUGCUAAUGUGCUGGGAUGGUUCAACAGGUGAAGUAACUAUGGGGUGCUGCUGCUGUUCUCACAAGUCUAUCGCGUUGCAUCAAUGUGGUCGGCAG
Messenger RNA from Triticum dicoccoides, 1480 nucleotides. RefSeq lists its product as uncharacterized. NCBI's taxonomy places the organism in Eukaryota, Viridiplantae, Streptophyta, Magnoliopsida, Poales, Poaceae. Gene Ontology annotation, molecular function: protein binding. The record is from RefSeq and is a predicted model, not a curated record. The transcript is spliced from 3 exons. Bases 176 to 1357 code for a protein of 393 amino acids.